AUGGAUGGGGAUGUUGUGUUUAUCAACCGACCCCCGACGACACAUAAGCAUUCUCUUCAAGCGCUUCGGGUGUAUGUUCAUGAAGAUAACACCGUGAAGAUUAACCCUCUGAUGUGUAGUCCCCUCAGUGCUGAUUUUGAUGGUGAUUGUGUCCAUCUGUUCUACCCACAGUCACUUAGUGCUAAGGCAGAGGUUAUGGAGCUCUUCUCUGUGGAGAAGCAACUGCUUAGCUCCCAUACUGGACAGCUGAUUUUGCAGAUGGGUUGUGAUUCUUUACUGUCUUUGAGGGUUAUGCUGGAGCGGGUGUUUCUGGACAAGGCAACUGCUCAACAGUUAGCUAUGUAUGGCUCUCUGUCUCUGCCACCACCAGCACUAAGGAAGUCCAGUAAAUCUGGCCCAGCUUGGACAGUUUUUCAGAUUCUACAGCUUGCCUUUCCAGAGCGUCUGACCUGCAAAGGUGACAGAUUCAUGGUUGAUGGAAGUGAUUUGCUGAGGUUUGAUUUCGGGGUUGAUGCGAUGGCAUCCAUCAUCAAUGGCAUUGUAACUUCAAUCUUUCUGGAGAAGGGUCCAAAGGAGGCACUUGGAUUC
Camelina sativa (false flax) is the source of this 588-nucleotide messenger RNA. Lineage: Eukaryota; Viridiplantae; Streptophyta; Magnoliopsida; Brassicales; Brassicaceae. The record is from RefSeq and is a predicted model, not a curated record.